UGUGGGGCCAGAGGAGGCAGUGGGCCCAGUAGGGUGGAGGAGAGGGGAAAAACAUAACCCAACUAGCACCCAUUAUUUUAACGGGCUUAAAAAUAUGAGUAGUUUUAUAAUUAAGGACAUGAGCAACACAUCCAUAGCUGAGCUAAAAAGGAAAGGAAAAUAGUGUUUUGUUUUUGUUUUCAAGACAAAGAUAAUUGUCUUGAUAUUUGUCAAUAUGGGAUUUUUGAUAUUUGUCAAUAUGGAUAUUUGUCAAAAAGGGAUUAUUAAGAACUACUGUGUUUACCCAAAUCCAAUAUGACUCUGAAUUUAAGAUUAGCCCUUUUUAAAAAUUGAGGCUGAACACUGGUGAAGUGUGUGCGUGCAUCAGCGAGGGGCCCAUUUUAAAAUUUUGUCUCUGGGCCCACUCCAGGCUUGUUACAGCCCUGUAUUUAUGAUAUUUACCUGACCCUCUGGUAAUAUGAACUUGGGGGAAACCUAGAAGCCCUUCCCACGAUCAGUGAGAAUGGCUUGCAGGCAGGAUGCGAGGAAGGCAGGUUACACUCACCCUCCCCACAGACGAUCAGAUCUUGCUGGCUCGCCUGGGUGGGCGAAUUGCCCAUUCAGAUGAACACUUGACUACUGCCGCCUGCAUCUCUGGAGGUCCGGGAAGGGUGCCAGGAUGUGAUGUCUUGCGUCACCCCUCCCCCUGUAGCUCCCAUUACGGAGUGGUGCAUUAUGGGAAUCCACCUCCCCUCCCCCAAUAGAGGUUGCUCAACACAUUGCAAUACUUUAGUAGGUCAACGUAUUGUCCUGCUUUGGCUUUUGGAUCUCUCUCACUUUCAAGCAUACAAAUAAUCCCCUAUGAAGGUCAUCUCAUCCACUGGCACAUCUGGUGGCAGCAGGGAGUACCUCCCUAUUAACUAUAGCACGACUCCCGUGAUGGUGAAUUUGUAUAUAGUGCCUUUCAGCAAUAGCUCUUCUGACAGUGGCUUACAUAGAAAAGUAAAUGAUAGAUAAAUAAGAGCCUUGCCCUUGUCCCAAAAGGACCAGUCUGAAAGGAAACAUAAGGUAGGCACCAGCAGCCAUCAUGGGAGGGAUGCUGUCUUGGGGCUGGACAGGGAGAUAUGCACACGCUUUCCGUGAAUAUCUCGUGGUGGCCAUGAGUUCCCUAAGUUAAAGAGAUCCUUUUUGUGAAGAGGUUAGUCCUGUAUCUAUCGCCAAUACACUUACUUGAGCCCCUUUUCCACUCACCCCGCAACUUUUGCAACCUUAACUCUUUGCUCCCUGCACCCAGGAAACUAAUUCCUCCUCUUUUUGGGGAAAAAGAACAAAGAUCAGAGAGGUAGAAAAAGACAAGAGCUGCACAACGAGCACUGCGGGUUCCUGUUGGACUAUGGCCCUUUGCGGGUCACACGCAUCCUGAAGGGGGUGGGAAGACACUCUAUCUCUCUGCUCUAUCAUGCUUUGUCUCCGAGAGGAAGGGAAUUGUGGAAAGCGGCGGGAUCCGCUGCAGAGCAAAUGCCCCUUUUGAUGCUGAAUGGAGCAUUUCCUGGGUGGGUGGAGCUAGUGUCCAUCGUGACGUGAGGCAGCAAAGCGACUUCACUUCCCUGCUUUUAGCCGGAGGCGCUCCUGGAAGCGUCUUUCACCCCGAAGUCAGAAGGAGCUGCAGCGUCCACGCCUCUCCCUUUGGGGGAAGGUGACCCUGGUCUUCUCCCGCCCGGGCGGGGAUCUGUGGAAUUUGGGUGUCACAGACCUCCAUCCUUGGAAGGUACCGUGUUGGAGGCUGCUUUGGAGCAGAUUAAAAAUGGAAAAGGGAGACUCGGCUGGCCAUGAAGCAGGAAAAGGCCCUGAGGCCAACCAGGCUGGGAGCACUGGGGAAUUCUGGGAAAGGACAGAGAAGAAGAUCCAGGGAGAGGACACCAGCAGCUCAGAUGCAUGGUGCAAGCGCUUCAGGCAGUUGUGCUACCAGGAGACCAAGGGGCCUUGAGAGGUUUGCAGCCAACUCCACCACCUUUGCCGUCAGUGGUUGAAGCCAGAGAGAUGCACAAAAGCUCAGAUGCUGGACCUGGUGAUCCUCGAGCAGUUCCUGACCGUUCUGCCCCCGGAGAUGGAGAGAUGGGUGAGAGAAUGCAGAGCGGAGACCAGUUCCCAGGCGGUGUCCCUUGCAGAAGGUUUCCUCCUGAGCCAGGCAGAGGAGAAGCAGCAGGAAGAUCAGCAGGAUCUCCUCUUCUGUCUGUUUCAGACGCAAGGACUCUUGACAGAAGCGGUCCCUGAUUUCCACGAGGCAGAGACGGACCCAUCGGACGCUAGGCAGACACCCUUGUCCAGGGAGAUCUUGCAUGAGGAGGGCAGUGGUGCCUCUUUGCUGGGUGCUGGCAUGACUCUGCCUCUGCAUUCUCAGCCAUCUCUUCCUUCAGGUGGAGUGGGAGGCGCUUCAGGACGACCAGAUCAGGGCCAGGUGACCUUUGAGGACGUGGCCGUGCAUUUCUGAGGAGGAGUGGGCUCUGCUGGAUUCUGGCCAAAAGACUGCACAGGGAAGUCAUGGAAGAGAAUGGUUGGAUUGUGGCCUCUCUGGGAUCGCAGCCUUCCAAAGCAUCUUGAGAGAGGGAGAUCCAGCAUCUGUUAAGCAUAUAGAAGAACAGGCCUUGUUGAAGGAGAACCAGUAUGAUUUCUUCAAGGGAAGGUAUUGCCUCACUAACCUUUUGGAGUUUUUGAGAGUUUCAACAGGCAUAUGGA
Messenger RNA from Hemicordylus capensis (graceful crag lizard), 2715 nucleotides. RefSeq names its product zinc finger protein 202-like. NCBI's taxonomy places the organism in Eukaryota, Metazoa, Chordata, Lepidosauria, Squamata, Cordylidae. The transcript has 6 exons. The coding region runs from base 2036 to 2470 and encodes 144 amino acids. The record is from RefSeq and is a predicted model, not a curated record.